Leptinotarsa decemlineata (Colorado potato beetle) is the source of this 681-nucleotide messenger RNA. Its product is annotated as regucalcin-like. NCBI's taxonomy places the organism in Eukaryota, Metazoa, Arthropoda, Insecta, Coleoptera, Chrysomelidae. The record is from RefSeq and is a predicted model, not a curated record.
AUGGUUCCAAAAAUAGAAAAAAUUUGUGGAAACUUCAAAUUCUGGGAGGCGCCCCGUUGGGACGCAGUCACACAAACCCUGUAUUUCGUUGAUAUUAACGGAUACAGCAUCCACAGAUACGUGCCUGCAACUAAAAAACAUACUAACUAUUGCCGAUAUUCCGCUGGGAAAAGGUACGCUCUACAGUUUCCAGGACAAAAAAACACUUCACAUUUUGGAGGUAUAGGAAUAGCCAACGGGAUCGCUUUCAAUGUUCAACUGAAGAAAAUUUACUACAUCGAUUCAAGAACUGGAACGGUUGAUGAAUACGAUUUUGAUAUCGAGAAAGGAGUAUUAUCCAACGGUAAACCAAUCUUCACCGUGAGUAAAAAUGGACUUGAAGGUAUGGUUUUUGAUGGAAUGACUAUCGAUACUGAUGGAAAUUUGUAUAUAGCAGUAUGUGGCUCCAGAGAUAUCAAAAUUGAUCCUAGGAGACCGGAAACUUUGCUGGACACAAUAGUUUUACCAGCUAAAAUUAUUUCAGCAUGUUUUGGAGGUGCCAAUUUGGACGAGUUAUUCGUAACUAGUGGCCAAGUGGGUAUUACACCUGGACCUGAUGACGGAGCUACGUUUUGUGUAACAGGACUGGAUGCUAAGGGGUUUGCUGGUGAUGCUGUAGUGUUGUAAAAAAUUCAUGUACCU